AUGGAGUCACUUAUACGAAUUGUAAAUAAACUUCAGGAUGUUUUUUCCGUGUUUGGUGAACAGCAACUUACUGAUUUACCACAAAUUGUAAACUUACCGCAAAUUGUGGUAGUAGGAACUCAAAGCUCUGGAAAAAGUUCCGUUCUGGAAAGCCUAGUGGGAAAAUCAUUUUUACCUCGAGGAACUGGUGUAGUUACCAGAGCGCCAUUAGUUAUACAAAUGAUAAGAUACACUGAGGAAACAAGAAAAUCGAUGUUGAAGUCAAAUAACACUGAAGACAGUGAAAGCAUAACAGAAUGGGUAGAGUUUCUACAUAAGCCAAAUAUAUUUUAUUUUGAUUUUGAUAUGGUACGCAAUGAAAUUGAAUGUGAAACGAACAAUCUUGCAGGAUAUAAUAAGGGCAUAACUAACAAGCAAAUUGUAUUAAGAAUUCACACCAAUCGUUAUGAUCUGACUUUUGUAGAUUUACCAGGUAUAACAAAAGUGGCGGUUGGAGACCAACCUGAUGAUAUAGAUGAACAAAUUCAGAAAUUGAUUCUUUCAUAUGUAAAGCAAUCCAACUCAAUAAUUUUAGCAGUGGUGACUGCAAAUACAGACCCUUCAACAAGUGAAAGUCUUCAAAUAGCAAAGAAAUUGGACCCAGAUGGUAUCAGAACUAUAGCAGUGGUUACAAAAUUGGACCUAAUCGAUGAAGGAACACUACAAGACACAAAGGAUUUACUCUGCGGUCAAAGGAUUCCAGUGAAACUAGGUAUCAUAGGAGUUGUGAAUAGAAGUCAAAAAGACAUUGUUGAAAAUAAAUCAAUGGACGCCACGCUAACAUCAGAAACAGAAUUUUUAAAAACUAACUAUCCAGAUAUAUAUACAAAACACGGAAACAAAGCGUUAGCUCAUACAUUACAGUUAGUAUUGAUAACACAUAUUAAAAAAGUAUAUCCAAAACUUAAAAUUGAACUUGAAGAAAUGAAAAAUAAAUUGGGAAAAAAACUUUUAGUACUACAUACACCAGAUAACAAAAUAUCGUUUUUAAUAGGACUUUUAAAAGAUAUUAGCAAAUCUUAUGAAGACACUAUGAAUGGAAAUCAAAACGAUGUUUCGGUCGACCAAAUUGUUGGUGGUGCCAGUAUUGCUAGAAUAAUCCAUCAAAAAUAUUUAAAAACAAUAAAUGCCAUAGAACCGCUACAAGAUUUAUCAAACGAAAAUAUUGCAAAAGUCUUAUUAAAUACAUCAGGCACUAACCAAAGUACUUUUGUCAACGAAAAGGCGUUACAAAAGAUUUUAAGCCGCCAAUUAAAGAACUUAAUCGAGCCGUCGUUGGAUUGCGUAGAAUUGGUCCGCAGUGAGAUGUUAAACAUAUUAAAUUCCAUUGAUGCCAGAUUGUUGGAAACACUUAGGCGAUACCCACAAUUGAAUGAAGAUGUACGAAAAGUAUUUGAAAAAUUGCUGGAAGAAAAUGUGAAAAAUAUCAAAGAUUUUAUUGCUUCAUACAUAGAAUCUUAUCAGGAAUGUUUGAACACAGCAAAUCCAGAUUUUAUAUUGGAAAUAGUAAAAUCGAAUAAUACAAUUCAAGAAGAAAUUCUUGCUGCAGCAAAUAUAAGUAAUUGCGUUAAAGAAGAUAUAUCAGAUAAUCUUUUUAGCCAGCCUUGUUUCACAUUUGGACAGUCGAUUCCCCAGCCAAUUCCUGAUAAAAUGGCCCAACUCAAAAAAAUAGAAAUUAAUAGAAUACAAAUGUUGAAUCAAUUAUUAUCAGGUCUUAAUAACCAGGACGUAUCCUUGGAAUCAUCUGAACAGGUAAAAUUACAUAGAGAUUUAAGUCAAUGUUAUUUUGAGUACAUCAGGAAAAUUGUGCGGGACUUUGUGCCUAAAAGAAUUAAACACAAAAUGAUUAAUUCGUUUUUAAAAGUCCUUGAUAAGCGUUUAAAUGAAGAAAUAUUCCAAACCUAUUUAAUUGAAAAGAAAAUUGAUGAAGUGCUUUUAGAAGAUGAAACUUUUCAAAAGGAUAGAAAUAAUGUUGAAACCAAGUUGGAUGCAGUGAGAAAAGCUUUAAAAAAUAUGGUCGAUAUUCAAUAUUAUUAA
Molecule: messenger RNA, 2076 nt
Organism: Macrosiphum euphorbiae (potato aphid)
Lineage: Eukaryota; Metazoa; Arthropoda; Insecta; Hemiptera; Aphididae
Source: the annotation of a GenBank genome assembly